AUUUUUGGCCCGCCCACAUUUGCGUCAAAACCCGCGUGAGCCUGCUGGAAAAGAGCGAGCGCCUGAAAGGGUAACGUGGGUCCCCCUUCCCACGGGCUCACCACCUGUGGGUGGGGUCAUAGGGGGGGUCGGGUGCAGCGCGAGCCGGGCGGCGACCUCGGCGAUCCGAUCCCCGGCUACAGAAGCUGGCUCUUCUCUGGCAGGGAAGGAGGCCGAGGGGGUGCUGGAGAGCGCUCCCGCUGGGGGACUCCAUCGUUCUGCUGGGGGACUUCAAUGCUCACAUGGGCAAUGACAGUGAGACCUGGAACGGCGUGAUCGGGAGGAACGCCCACCACCCCCGAUCAGAACCCGAGCGGUGUUCUGUUAUUGGAUUGCUGUAAUCAUCACGGAUUGUCCAUAACGAACACCAUGUUCAAGCAUAAGGGUGUCCACAGGAGCACUUGGCACCAGGACACCCUAGGUCGCAGUUCGAUGAUCGACUUUGUGGUCGUGUCAUCGGAAUUGCGGCCGCAUGUCUUGGACGCUCGGGUGAAGAGAGGGGGGCGGAGCUGUCAACCGAUCACCACCUGGUGGUGAGUCGGCUCCGAUGGUGGGGGAAGACGCCGCUCCGACGUGGCAGGCCCAAACGUAUUGUGAGGGUCUGCUGGGAACAUCUAGCGGAAUCUCCUGUCAGAAGGAGUUUCAACUCCCACCUCCGACACAACUUCGCUCAUGUUCCGGGGGAGGCGGGGGACAUCGAGUCCGAUUGGACCAUGUUCCGCGCCUCCAUUGCUGAGGCGGCCGACCGGAGCUGUUGGCCGUAAGGUGGUCGGUGCCUGUCGUGGUGGACACCAGCGGUGAGGGAUUCCGUCAAGCUGAAGAAGGAGUCCUAUCGGGCCUUUUUGGCCUGUGGGACUCCCGAGGCAGCUGAUGGGUACCAGCUGGCCAAGCGGAAUGCAGCUGUGGUGGUGGCUGAAGCAAAACCUCGGGCAUGGGAGGGGUUCAGUGAGGCCAUAGAGAAAGACUUGAGGACGGCUUCGAGGAAAUUCUGGGCCACCAUGCGACGUCUCAGGAGGGGGACGCGGCGCACCAUCAACACUGUGUAUAGUGGCGAUGGGGUGCUGCUGACCUCCACUCAGGACGUUGUGAGUCGGUGGGGAGAAUACUUCGAAGAGCUCCCCAAUUCCACUGACACGCCUUCCCAUGAGGAAGCGGAGUCUGGGUCCUCUGAGGAGGGCUCUCCUAUCUCUGGGGUUGAGGUCACCGAGGUGGUUAAAAAGUUCCUCGGUGGCAAGGCCCUGGGGGUGAAUGAGAUUCGCCCCGAGUUCCUAAAGGCUCUGAAUGUUGUGGGGCUGUCCUUGUUGACACGCCUCUGCAGCAUCGCGUGGACAUCAUGGACGGUGCCUCUGGAUUGGCAGACUCGUUUUUAAGAAGGGGGACCGGAGGGUGUGCUCUCUCUUAGAGGGGCGAGAAGCUCGGUCAUCCGGGAGGAUCUCAGAGUAGAGCCGCUGCUCCUCCGCAUCGAGAGGAGCCAGAUGAGGUGGCCGGGGCAUCUGAUUCGGAUGCCUCCCUGGUGAGGUGUUCCAGGCACGUCCCACCGGGAGGAGACCCCGGGGACGACCCAGGAUAAUGACUUAGGAUCCCCCUCGAAGAGCUGGAUGAAGUGGCUGGGGAGAGGGAAGUUUGGGCGUCCCUGCUAAAGCUACUGGCCCCCCGACAUCACAUCCAAGACGUGUUAGUGUAACAAUUUCGUCAAUGCAAAAGCGGAGUUCCAAGGUCAAUUAGUAAUUUUCCGAUCGUUCCAAAAUUGAUUGAUGACCGCCAGUUUCCUUUUCUUGAGCAAAAAAAAAUACAACAAAAUAACUAUCGGCCAUCUGGACGCUAUAAGUCCUUUCAUGUAUUUUCUAUACAUUACAAUCAAAAAACUAAAUGUAUUGUUUUGUUGUUACGUACAGUUGCUCUAUAGCAAAAAGAUAACCAAAAACUAUGAGUAAAAAAGGCAAAUGUAUAUCUCACAAAGUAAUAAUUAGCGCAUUUGGAAAUGUGUUUUGUUAAUCAAGCGUGCAAAUAACCAUCUGCCAACUUGGUCAAAUUCUGGCAGAAUGAACUCAUUUGUGUCGAAAUACAAACUCUACGUGCCAAAACGCCUCGGAAUUUUAUUUCCCGAGCUGGAUUGCGAGCAUGUUCGUCUACGCUGCCAAGUAAGCAGCAAUUUUCAAGCACUCAUUACCUGAUUAGCGAUCGAAUACACUUAAGGCUCCGAAGAAACAUUUGUGCUUGUUUCUUGUAUUUGGUGGCAACACGUCCUGCACUUGACACACAAGCCAGAUCAGGAUUUGCUGUAUUUGAACGCAAGAUGGAUCGAAACGUGGCUUAACAGCCACUUCAAAUGUCGCAAAUGUUGCUUCUCUUGUUAUAUGGUGGUUGCUGUGAACAUGUGGAAUAGUGGAGUCAAUUCUAUGAAAAUGAACAUGACGUUCCAAAGCAAAGAUGAGAAAAUGGGUUUUUCCGAACUACGACCUAACCCCAGAAAGGAAUGCUAGCCCCAACGAACAGAAUCCGAGUUUUUACAACAAACCGCAGAGACAAUGGCCGCGAUGCACAUUCCAUCAAGUUAGCACACGAGAGCAGAUGUCAGCAGCAGUGUUGAAAUUCCUGGCUGCAUGCGAGCGGACACUCAGGCCUCAACAAUUUAUGCGCGUCAAAGGCGCCAAGGACUACGAGUAUCCCAACCACCCGCAGUCCACACAGCACCAGAAGAACGACCGCUGCCCACCGCCACCUCAGAUGCUCCCCGAGAGGGCCUGUGAGGUGCCGGGCUGCCGCUCAGACUCGGAGUGUGAGCGCCACAAGCGUUGCUGCUACAACGGCUGCAUCUACGCCUGCCUGGAGUCUGUUCAGCCUCCGCCAGUCCUUGACUGGCUAGUGCAGCCCAAACCUCGGUGGUUGGGCGGGAACGGCUGGCUACUAGACGGUCCUGAGGAGAUGCUGCAGGCUGAGGCGUGCAGUACAACAGAGGACGGCGACGAGCCUCUCCACUGCCCUACAGGCUACGAGUGCCACAUCAUCAACCCAGGAAACCCUGCCGCUGGCAUCCCCAACCGGGGACAAUGCAUCAAGCAGCGUGCCAACUCUGAUGGACGGGGGUUGAGGCACAAACUACUUUUCAAGGACUACUUAGGUAAGUGAGGUUCCAGUAGCAACAACGCCGUGGGCUACGAGAAACAUCACAAGCGCCUGGGAUGAGCGACAUAUACCCUUUUGUGUUUCUUGCUUUCAGACCACACUUUCCAUUUGAUCUUCUAACCUUUCCCAUGAAUCUGACAUAGGCCCCACCACUUACGAUCGUCUUCAAGCUAUUUCUUAUCACACUUCAGUCAGAAAAGAUCAUAAGCUGCUACCUCCUCGACUCUCCACUCCUCACAAAGUUCGAACCUCAGAAACGUUACUGUCUCACAGCCAAAGGAAGACGCUGAUUUUACACAUUAUACAUCAUAAGAGAGAAAGAGAGAAGUAGCGAGUGCAUCAAUGCUGCUUGCCAAAUAUCUCAAAAGGGCAAUAUAUUUGUUCCAUCGUCCAUGUAUUUAGUCUUUACGUCUUUCAACAUCACAAUCAUCUGUACCAAACAAUCAAUUGCGGGAAUGGGUUAUUUCUACAACAAAUCUUCUUGUUGGGAUGGGCAGAACAAUUGAUGGAGUCAAAUUGUUUGUUGAUUCAUCAUGUCUGAAAGUGAAUGAGGCAAGAUGGAGUGCACCACCUGGCUGCAACCAGCGGAGGCACUGUGGAUUUUGUCUCCACCCAUGUCGCCAAAGUGCCUGGGCAACAUGUUGUUCCCCACCUUUUAUACAGUUUAUUAUUGCAAUCGCUCCCUACCAAUAUUCAUAAACAACCACUUCAAGGAACUUCAGUGUGUUUAAUAUUGCCUAAAGUUAACCCAAAAGGCAAUGAUAUACUGAAUACAUUAUUUUUAUACGGUUUUAGUGUGCUGCACUUGGUUGAAAUAAACUUAAUUGAAACAUCAUCGCAGUCAACACAGCAGUAUAUGUCCAGUGCGAGCGAAUUAUUAACAAUGAAAUGUGAGCCACAUUUCAAAGUUUGAGCUACUGCUUACCAUAAAGAAACCUUGCUCACCUUUCAAAGAGAAAUCGUUUAUUUUCCUUUUCAAAAAGAAUACGUAGUCUUUCCGGGUCUGUCGGGGAGCAGACGUAUCGUUAACGAGCGGAACAGCCUCGAUAGCGCCGCACGCAACGAACCUUUGGGACAAAAAUCCAUUUAGAAUAUGGCCAAAACUUGGCAGAGCCACUGCAGGGGGAAACGGAAAUGCGGGGUGACAACAUGGGGCCCAUAAACCAUCUGACGGCAAUGUAACCAGCGACAGAGCAGUGCAGCGAAUCACAGUGAACAGACUUUCUUGAAAUAUGGUUUUGGUCUCAACAACUUUGUGGUCUAAAGACGACCGCAUGACAUGAGGUACGGGAAGUUGAGCGAUAUCCACAUAGACCAUAGUUAAAGAAGGAGACUGCAAAUUUCUUCCAUCAUAGAUCAAGGAAAUUGAAUCAAAUGCCCAUCCCGAUUUGGAAAUCUCCUUUUCUCCACCUUCCAGUCCCCGAGUCCCAGCAUGUUUGCUGAUCACAGUGACUGUUGUCUCUUUAAUACCCAAACACAGCAGAUGGAUUGUUUCUAUUUGUGAUGUUACAAACUGCAAUAUAUAUUUUGUUUGCAAGAGUCCAUCAGCCUUGCGAGGUUAAAGUUUUAAGGCUGGUCAGUAGAAGGGGGGGGGGGUGAAGACCAUCUGGUUUCAAAAGAUUCCCUUGCACUCCGAAGGCCAAAUUUCCUGUCCUGAAACUUGGGAGUGUUCUGUGGACAAACUGAACAUUUCCACAUGUCGGAGUGAAAGCUUUAGAUCUGCGUAAAUGAGACCGAUCUAAUAUACUACGACAUAUUACGAAUCGGGCGGAACGGUGGACGACUGGUUAACACAUCCGCCUCACAGUUCUGAGGCCCGGGGUUCAAAUCCCGGCCCCGCCUGUGUUGCGUUAGCAUGUUCUUCCCGUGCCUGCUCCGGUUUCCUCCCGCAUCCCAAAAACUCUAAAUUGCCCGUAGGUGUGAAUGUGAGUGCGAAUGGUUGUUUGUUUCUAUGUGCCCUGCGAUUGGCUAGCGACCGGUUCAGGGUGUAUCCCGCUGGGAUAGGCUGCAGCACGCCCGCGACCCUCGCGAGGAGAAGCGGUACAGACAAUGGAUGGAUGGAUAUUCCGAAUCACAGAUCAUAAACGGGCAUAGGAAAUUGAUGCAGGAUGUGGACUUGAAUUGCUUCACCGGUGUAAUGUUAUCUGUCAACUGGCCUGAAAAGAGACAAAUGUGAUGGUGCCUCCUUGAUGUUGCUCAGGUUCUUUCUGCCUUUGAUAAUGAACAGCAGAAUAAGCUGGUUUCCAAUACAAUAAGAGGAAUGUGUUGAGCAAAAGCCGUAACAACCAUGAACUCUGUGGUGCUGUCUUGUUUUUACUGAAUAAAACACAACAUGUGAAACAAAA
Phyllopteryx taeniolatus (common seadragon) is the source of this 5510-nucleotide messenger RNA. It is a transcript of the gene wfdc1, whose product is annotated as WAP four-disulfide core domain 1. Gene Ontology annotation, biological process: regulation of cell growth. The coding region runs from base 2470 to 3168 and encodes 232 amino acids. Gene Ontology annotation, cellular component: extracellular region. Gene Ontology annotation, molecular function: peptidase inhibitor activity. The record is from RefSeq and is a predicted model, not a curated record. The transcript has 6 exons. Lineage: Eukaryota; Metazoa; Chordata; Actinopteri; Syngnathiformes; Syngnathidae.